Messenger RNA from Argiope bruennichi, 2334 nucleotides. RefSeq lists its product as uncharacterized. Bases 518 to 1411 code for a protein of 297 amino acids. Lineage: Eukaryota; Metazoa; Arthropoda; Arachnida; Araneae; Araneidae. The record is from RefSeq and is a predicted model, not a curated record. The transcript has 10 exons.
AUUGUUGAUGGAUUCAGAGAUCACAUUCAAAAUUUAUUAAAUUAGAGCAUGCUCUUGUUUAUGCACAGAAAGUUAAGGUCUGCUUUUUCACAAUGCGGCAUUGCCUAUAUGCUCGCACCAAUCUUGUAACUGAACUAUAUUCGCUACUAUCUUAUUAUUUCAACAAGUAAUGUUUUAAUGCGCAUGCGCAUUUGGAAUUGAAAUUGAAACUAUCUAUUGGGAUUUAAAUCUAGUUAUACGACAAAUUAUGAAUCUCAUCUUCACAAUUAAUAAAAAGGAGUGAAACAAAAGUUAUUGUUCUUAGUGUUUUCAAGCGUCUAAAGCGCGACAACUAUUUUAAUAUAUGAAGCGAUCACGCGCAAGCACAAUAUCCAAAUUUUUACUAUAUGAUAUCCUUUUGAUAUCCCGCUAAUUUCGUACAAGUUGCAACAAAGGAAAGAUUUUUCAAAGCAGUUUUUUUAAAACAUCGUUGGUAAUCAUUUGUUUUUAUGAACUGCUUUGUUUUUAUACUUGAACAAUGUCUGAAAAUAAGUUAUUAGUUUGUCCAUAUGAUGAAGCACAUAAAGUAAAGGCAAGUAGAAUGCAACUUCAUAUUACACGAUGCAGAUUGAAUCAUUUGAAUGAAAUUAAAUUCACCUGUCCUUUUAAUGCUACACAUGUGUUGCCUUACCUGGAAAAGGAUUAUCAUUUAUUACACUGUCCCAAUAAGGCUCCAUUAGACAGGUUAUUAUCAGAGUCCCUAGACAAGAAUAAUCCAUUUAAAGGACGAACUGCUGUUCCAAGCUAUUCAGAAGCUCUACCUAUGAAAUCAGAUGAAAUUUGGGACCUAGAAGCAGAACGAGAUGAACCAGCACCAGGAUACAUACCUACUAAAGAACGACCUCCUGGAUCUAUUGUUGAACCAGCACCUUUUCUUGGUGCAUCUGCUAAAAGGCAGUUGUAUCAAGAACUUCAUCAGAAGUCUGAGAGCAUUGAUUUCAAGUUAAAUUUAAAUUCGGGUUCUUCCAUACCAGCUCCUAUUCCAAGACAACCAAAACAACCAAGUGAGGCUUCUAAAUUUGAAGACAAGAGAAUGGAAGAAGAUUUUCCUUGUCUUGGGCGAGGAAGGGGUAGAAUACCUAUAUCAAGAAUUGCUGCAAAUAUCUACUCUCUUCCAGCAACAAAUAAAAGUUCUAUGACCCUAAACAGUUACAGCUCAGUUGUAAGUAAUAAGAUGAAUAAUAUUUCGAUGGCAAACGAUACCAGAGCAAAUACAAGUUUCAUUACAGGCAACUGUGAUGCUUCAGCUGCUUUUAAUCAUGAAUUUCCACCUCUUGGAUUGGGAAGAGGGAAAUUUAGAAAUGAUUUGCCACUUGCUGGACGGUUAAGAAUACAAUUUGAGUUGGAAGAUGUUAAGAAAAAAUUUCCUUAAAUCAGAAAAGCAUCAGCUCUAGAAUAUAAAAGCUCUAGACAUUAUAAAAAAUAAGCAUAAUCCUCUUUUAUGUUUAUUAUUUCUAGCAUUUCAUAUUAAAGUAUGAAACAAAUUUGAAUAGAUAUCAAAAGGAACAGUGAUAUAAAUAUGUUUUCAGUUUUUAAUAAGUUAUGUAACUGAGUGAGAAACUUCACCUUUGAUAUCAAUGAUAUCUCUUCUUCAGUUUUGCAAUAAAUUAAUUUAUAACUGUUAUAAAAAUUUUAAAUCUACUGUCUCUUUCCAAAUUAUUAGACAUAUCUGGGAGCAUUUUUUUAGCAGUGCAGCAUUAUUUAAAGGUACUGUGUAUAAUAUAACAAAUAUUUUCAUUUUGAUUACUUUAUUAUAUCUAUGCUUUGUUACAAAGAAACAUUACUAAUAUGUAUUCAUAAUGAUUAUUAUUCACAUGACCUUAAACAAGCAUGAAAAUGUACAGAUGUCUUGAACUUUUACCAAUUGCAUUUAUACAACAAAAUUGUUGUUUGCAGUUAACAGACUGUGCACUCCUGUAUCAACUCGUAUAUACUUCACAUCAAAAAUACAUUUCAAUGCACCUACACACAAAGGAAAUUAAGUAGUAUUUCAUUUGAAUUUGUUUAUAUAAAAAUAAUAAGAAUUUCUUAAUCAUUAAAGUUUAUUAUUUAGAGCAGUAUAUUUUAGUAAUGUAUUUGGGUACCAUUUCAAACAAACAUAAUUACACAAUGUUUUGCCUUAUUUAAAAUGUUUUAUUUAUCUAAUCAUUAAACUGUAUGUCUUGAGUGCAUUUUUAUCUUAACUCAAACAAUGGGGUUAUAUCUUCAAUUAUUUGAGUGAAUUAAGUAGUUAAUCUUUAUAUAAAUGAUUCCAAUUAAUUUAAUUACAUUUUUAUAGUAGGCAAUUUUUAUGCA